UCCCCGUGGAGCUCCCGAGCUCCUCUCACUGACUCACACUCGCUUGCUACUACUAGCUAGCUAGUCCCAAUCACUGAGCUCUCACUGCUCAGCUCAGUACAGGCAGCAGCAGCUUCUUCUACAGCUUCUUCUUCUUCUUUGCCUGGCCAAAGCUUGAAGCUGGAAGAGCUACAGAAUCGAGAAGGAUUGGGAGUUGUGUUCCCGGAUCGACGUACGUGUGGCAAGUGGAUCGAGGAGGUCGACGGCGAAGCAUGUGGGAGUCGGAGAGCCACGGCGGUGAGCGGGGGCUCGUCCCCGUCGGCGGCGGCGGCGGCUCCGGCCGGCACGAGGCGCUCAAGAACGACGGCUUCGUCCGCAGAGACCACUCUUGGUAUGUAAACAGUGAUAUUCCCAGCGAUUUGCUCACCAAAGUGGGAGAAGUGAACUUCUAUCUUCACAAGUAUCCAAUGAUCUCACGGAGCGGGCGGAUGAGCCGCGCCAUCUACGAGUCGGCGACGGCGGAGGAGGCGGCGGCGGCGGACGGCGGCGCGGCGGCGGUGGUGGUGGAGCUGGACGACCUGCCGGGCGGGGCGGAGUCGUUCGAGCUGGCGGCGCGGUUCUGCUACGGGAUGGCGGUGGACCUGACGGCGGCGAACAUCUCCGGGCUGCGGUGCGCCGCCGAGUACCUGGAGAUGACGGAGGACCUGGAGGAAGGGAACCUCAUCUUCAAGACGGAGGCGUUCCUCAGCUACGUGGUGCUGUCGUCGUGGCGGGACUCCAUCGUCGUGCUCAAGAGCUGCGAGGGCCUCUCGCCGUGGGCCGAGAACCUGCAGAUCGUGCGCCGGUGCAGCGAGUCCAUCGCCUGGAAGGCGUGCGCCAACCCGCGCGGCGUGCGCUGGGCGUACACCGGCGGCGGCGGAGCGAGGGGCGCCCCGCCGAUCAGGGGUGGAGGGGUCGGUGGCACGGCGAGCCCGCGGUGGAACGUCGGCGGCGGCGGCGGCAGCGGGGACUCGAAGGAGUCGAGCCCGAGCCGGCAGGCCGUGCCGCCGGCGGACUGGUGGUUCGAGGACGUGUCCGUGCUCAGGAUCGACCAUUUCGUGCGCGUCGUCACCGCCAUCAAGGUCAAAGGCAUGAGGUUCGACCUCAUCGGCGCGGCGAUCACGCACUACGCGUCGAAAUGGCUCCCGGGGCUCACCAAGGACGGGCCGCACGGCGCCAGCCCCGACGAGCCGUGGGCGCAGGCCUCCGCCGCCGGCGGCGGCGGCGGCGGCCUCCACAUGAUCAUCUCGGGCGCGGGCGGCAAGGACGACCUGGCCACCAGCGCGUCGGCGCGGGAGCAGCGGAUGGUGGUGGAGAGCAUCAUCAGCAUCACCCCGCCGCAGCGGGACAGCGUCUCCUGCGGCUUCCUCCUCCGGCUGCUCCGCCUCGCCAUCAUGGUCAAGGCCGCCCCCGCGCUGGUCACGGAGGUCGAGAAGCGCGUCGGCAUGCAGCUCGAGCAGGCGGCGCUCGCCGACCUCCUCAUCCCGUCCUACGGCCGCGCCGACACCGCCUACGACGUCGACCUCGUGCAGCGCCUCGUCGAGCACUUCCUGGUGCAGGAGCAGACGGAGAUGGCGUCCAGCCCCGGCCGCGGGGAGCCGCUGCAUCAGCAGCCGGACUACUACAGCGCGAGGCUCCUGCCACCGGCCGCCGCCACGGCGUCGGCGUCGGCUUCGGCGUCGACGGCGGGGCUGAACGCUAAGGCGCGCGUCGCCCGGCUGCUCGACAGCUACCUCUCCGAGGUCUCCCGCGACCGCAACCUCUCCCUCACCAAGUUCCAGGUCCUCGCCGAGUCCCUCCCGGAGUCGGCCCGCACCUGCGACGACGGCCUGUACCGCGCCGUCGACUCCUACCUCAAGGCGCACCCGACGCUGACGGAGCACGAGCGGAAGCGGCUGUGCCGGGUGAUGGACUGCCAGAAGCUGUCGUUCGACGCGUGCAUGCACGCGGCGCAGAACGAGAGGCUGCCGCUGCGGGUGGUGGUGCAGGUGCUCUUCUCCGAGCAGGUCAAGAUCAGCAACGCGCUGGCGAGCUCCUCGGCGCUCAUCAAGGCCGGCGCGGCGCCGGACGCCGCGCUGCCGCCGCCGCAGAUGCCGACGACGCGGCGGCAGCUGCUGGACGGCACGCCGCAGUCGUUCCAGGAAGGGUGGGCGGCGGCCAAGAAGGACAUCAACACGCUCAAGUUCGAGCUGGAGAGCAUGAAGGCCAAGUACCUCGAGCUCCAGCACGAGAUGGACACGCUCCAGAAGCAGUUGGACCGCGGCGCGCCGUCGCCGGCCGCGGGGCCCGGCGGCGCGGGCGCCAAGGUCGUCGGCGGCAAGCCGCAGGGCUCGUCGGCGUGGAGCAGCGGGUGGAAGAGGCUGGGCAGGCUGGCCAAGAUGUCCGGCGCCGACGCGGCGGCGCCAGGAGGUGGCAUGGCGCCCGGCGGCGGCGAGGCGGCGAGGAAGGGCCCGAGAAGGUGGAGGAACUCCAUCUCGUGAUGAAGGCAGUGAGUGCCAUGGCUAGCUAGAUGGAUGCUGCAGCUUGCUUGAUUGGUUUCCAGGUGAGAGGUUUCAUGAAGUUUAAUUUAGAAAAAGAGUCCAUUUUUCUCAGUGUGAUUAAUUGUAGUGACGUUCAUGGCGUUUUCAGAGGAUUAUAUAUUCCAUUUUGUGCUGAGCCUGAGGACUACUCAAGCA
This is a messenger RNA of Oryza brachyantha (malo sina), 2693 nucleotides long. RefSeq names its product coleoptile phototropism protein 1. The record is from RefSeq and is a predicted model, not a curated record. The transcript has 6 exons. Bases 252 to 2498 code for a protein of 748 amino acids. Lineage: Eukaryota; Viridiplantae; Streptophyta; Magnoliopsida; Poales; Poaceae.